Molecule: messenger RNA, 1006 nt
Organism: Nicotiana attenuata
Lineage: Eukaryota; Viridiplantae; Streptophyta; Magnoliopsida; Solanales; Solanaceae
Exons: 1
Coding region: 95-697 (200 amino acids)
Source: RefSeq, a predicted model, not a curated record
CAGAAGUAAUAGCCAACGAAAUUCAUUAAAUCUCAUUUCGAUUUGUAGGUAAACUAUAUUUUUUGCUUCUAAAUUUUGGUCUGCAUUCUUCAGCAUGGUAGAAGCCCUAGGACCAGCAAAAUUCUACGGUAGUAACCUCCCUAGGCCACGGUUUUACAAACCCAACGAAGAGCGAGUGGACCCACCAGUCUCCGUUAUUGAUCCAUUAAUGUCAUGGGCGGAGGAAGCCCACUGGUCCAUGGGUGGUGUGAACUUCAUGCGCCACCGUCUUCAGGGCCGCAUUGAAGGCAACAUCGAGAAGCUACGCUCCGAGCUUGAAAAGGUCGAGAAGAAGACCGGCAAAGAAACCCCUGCAAAGUGUUUGACUCCGUUUCCUGGAAGUCCAUUGCCUCCUCCUGCUCCUUAUGUAUUGAAGCGGAAGAGGUUUUUGAUUGAUGAAUCUGAACUAAAGGAGCGCGUGGGGAGGAAGCUGGGAGAUGAGUUUGAUAGGGUAGCGGAGAAGAGUGAAUUGAAGAGCGGUGGAGCUGUGGAGGCUGUUGCUAGGAGGACGAGGAGCCGGAGGAGUGAAGAUGCUGCUGAAGUUGUAAAUCAGGUGAAAUCUAAGGCUGAGAAAUUGAAGGAGGGUUUGAAGGAUGACGAGAAGGUUGGAUCGUCGACAAGAAUUUCGCCGAGAUUGUUGAAACGUAGGUCGCCUUGAAGGUGUUUGAUAAUUUGCGUCAUUGACUGGGAUAUGUAGAAUACAGGACUAUAGUUUGUUUUUUGUUUAUUUCUUUUACUUUUUUUAAAUUAAAAAUUCGAUUGCUGGUGUCAGCUAAAUCUUAUUGAAACUGCAGAAAUCUUAGCUAAAUGAAGAGGAAAUUUAGGUUCUUGCUUCUUGUAUUAUCUGUUCCAUGAUAUAUAGUGGUAGUAAUUGUAGCUAAAUGUUGCAUUAUUGAGAUUGUGGUUGAUUUGUUUCAUCCUGCUGUUGUCUCUGAUAAUUGUUCUAAAUGAUAAACUAUUGCCUUUA